This is a messenger RNA of Temnothorax curvispinosus, 2556 nucleotides long. RefSeq lists its product as uncharacterized. The record is from RefSeq and is a predicted model, not a curated record. Lineage: Eukaryota; Metazoa; Arthropoda; Insecta; Hymenoptera; Formicidae. The transcript is spliced from 3 exons. The coding region runs from base 1 to 2556 and encodes 851 amino acids.
AUGAGGUGGACAAAACAAGGCACGCUACAAAAAAGGGAAUACGAUGUAUAUUACAGCUGCUAUGAGCACAUACUUAGGACGGCCUUUAUAGCCCACAAGCGCCUAAAACACCUCGUCGUUGGAUUCAAGCCGAUAUCACCUAGGCUGAGCGUUCUCAGAAUCAAGGGAAGAUUCUUUAACAUCAGUCUGAUAAACGUGCAUGCACCGACAGAAGACAAAUCGGAUGUGGAGAAGGAUGAAUUCUACUCUGCCCUGGAAGAUGCAUACGAUAAAUGUCCUAAGAACGACAUAAAGAUCAUUGUUGGGGACUUUAACGCAAAAAUUGGCAGGGAGUCAAGGUAUCAAUCGCAUGUGGGUAAAUAUAGUUUGCACAAAGAGUCCAACGAAAAUGGAGAUAGAGCCAUAGGCUUUGCCGCUUCUAAAAAUAUGAUCAUAGGAAGCACAAAGUUCAAUCACAAGGAUGUGCAUAAGCCUACAUGGGUGUCUCCCGAUGGUCAAACAAUGAAUCAAAUAGACCAUAUGCUAAUAGAUGCCAGGCACGCGUCAAACCUGCUAGAUGUGAGAAGCUAUAAACGAGCAAACAUUGACUCUGACCACUACCUACUUGGUGCGAAAUUCCGAGCCAGAAUUUCAAAUGUAAAAAAGCUCGCGAGUGAGAGGCAAAAAAAGUACAACGUCCUUCGGCUCAGGGAUGAGGAGGUAGUGCAUAGAUUUCAGGAAACAAUCAAUAAACAUUUGUGCCCGCAAGAGCAUGAAGAGCAUAACAUGUCAAUUGUUGAAAUCUGGGAUAGAUGCAGAAAUGCCUUAACAAUAGCAGGGAAUGAGGUCAUGGGGGAGUGCAGGCGACAGGAUAAAGCGGAAUGGUUCGAUGACGACUGUAGGACAGCGACGAACAUAAAAAAUGACGCGUAUAAAAAAUUGCAGCAUCGAAGGACGAAAGCAAAUGUGGAGCGCUAUAGAGACCUAAGAAGGGACGAAAAGUGGAUACACAGAAUGAAGACGAGGGCAUUUGAAAGCCAAAGAAUGGAGGAACUGGAACAACUGAGGGAUCAGAAUGAAACAAGGAAGUUCUACCACAGUGUGAAUGCACAGCGGAAGACAUUUCAGCCAAGAGUCACAAUGUGCAAGGACGAGAACGGGAACAUCUUGAGUGAGAAAUCCGCGGUGUUGAAACGUUGGCGUGAAUACUUUGAUCAAAUGCUUAACCAGAACCAGGAACCCGACAAUGCUGAGGAGGAGGUGGAAACCAACGCUGAAGUGCAGAACCCACCAACCCUGUUGGAGUGCGGGGGUGAGGAAUUAGCCAUCUAUCUCCAGCAGCUAGUGGGUGAGGUCUGGAAACAAGAAGCCAUGCCGGAUGAAUGGGAAAAAGGGCUGAUAUGCGUCUUGCACAAAAAAGGUGAUCAGCUAGACUGCUCAAAUUACAGAGGGAUAACACUACUAAAUGUUGUGUACAAGAUAUUCUCCAACAUCCUGUGCGAAAGGCUACGGCCAUACACCGAAGCUCUUCUUGGGGACUAUCAGUGCGGCUUUCGUCUGGGUAGGUCCACAGUGGAUCAGAUAUUCCUGCUGCGCCAAAUCCUAGAAAAAACUCUCGAGUUCAACAUAAAUACGUAUUAUGUGUUUGUCGACUUUAAGGCAGCAUAUGAUAGUAUCGUACGAGUAAAGUUAUAUAAAGCCAUGGCAGAACUGCAGAUCCCUAAGAAACUGAUAGAUCUCGCGAGGUUAACAAUGAGUAGGGUUCUCUGCGCGGUCAAAAUACAAAGUGACAUAACCGAAACAUUUGAGACCAAAAAUGGCCUCAGGCAAGGGGAUGCGCUUGCGUGUAUGCUCUUUAACAUCGCACUUGAAAAAGUGGUCAGAAUGUCACGGAUAAACACAACUGGGACAAUUUAUUUAAAAUCGACGCAACUAAUGGCGUAUGCAGAUGACGUUGAUAUCGUCGCGAGAUCGGUAACUGGCGCAAAAGAGGCCUAUUUGAACCUGGUGGAUGCGGCGAAACAGCUGGGGCUACAAAACUGUGUAACUGAUGAGAUAAAGAGACGUAUAGUUUUGGCGAACAGAUGCUAUUUUGGACUGCGUAAGCAUCUAAGAAACAGUAACCUAACCAGGAGAACAAAGAUCAGGCUCUAUAAAACGCUCAUACUACCGGUACUUACAUACGCAUCGGAGACUAGGGCCAUAAGUAAAACAGACGAACUGCUUCUGCUUGGGUUUGAAAGGAAGGUCCUUAGAACAAUUUACGGAGAGGUGUGUGAGGAUGGAUUAUGGCGCAGAAGAUACAACUGCGAGCUGGAUGACUUAUAUAAGAAGACUGACUCAAGAGAUGUGGUCACGCUCAUAAAGAUUGGGAGACUGAGGUGGGCAGGACAUGUGGCGAGAUUUGGGGACAGCAACAUCCGGAAGCGUACUCUCAACGGGGAGCCAGGUGGCAGGAGAAGACCAGGAAGGCCAAGGCUACGUUGGGAGGAUGGAGUCGUGCGUGACGCAAAGAAGAUCGGCGUUAGAACUAGCGCAAUGUGGCGCAGAACGGGGAUGUGUGGCGUGAAAAAUUAA